Molecule: messenger RNA, 2934 nt
Organism: Frieseomelitta varia
Lineage: Eukaryota; Metazoa; Arthropoda; Insecta; Hymenoptera; Apidae
Gene: IP3K1
Product: inositol-trisphosphate 3-kinase homolog
Exons: 5
Coding region: 846-2066 (406 amino acids)
Biological process (GO): inositol phosphate biosynthetic process
Cellular component (GO): cytoplasm; nucleus
Molecular function (GO): inositol tetrakisphosphate kinase activity; inositol-1,4,5-trisphosphate 3-kinase activity
Source: RefSeq, a predicted model, not a curated record
UCCGCUGCUCAGUAUGCAUUGAGAAAGCCAGAAGUACUGUAUAAUCGUUGCGUUUAUUUCUAUUUAUUUCGCACGAAAGACGAGAGAGCGUCUAUUAAAUCAUCAACAAGUAUUCCGUUCCGCCAAUCAAGAUCGGCGUUUUAACCUCCUUUAUAGGGUAGUUUAGUCUCCACGGCGCACGCGCAACGUCGACGACAAUUUUCUCGAAUCUUACGUUUCCAAAGUUAUGAAAUUCGUCGCCAAGAAGUCGCUCACACUCGCUGAAGAUACAAAUCGAGUUUUAACCAGCAUUCGGUAAGAAAGUACUUCGUAAGAAAGUGACGAGUUAAAAUUCAAAAUUUUCGGUGUUGAUUGUUGUACAUACCACGUGAAGUAGCUUGCCCAGUACUAUAUAUCGUGUGAAAGAAGCGUUCGUACGCGAUAGAAGCAUCUACAUAUACGCUAAUAGUCGCUUCAAGAGCUUCAAGAAGACAAUAAAGAAAGAGAGAGAGAGAGAGAGAGAGAGAGAGAGAGAGAGAGAGAGAGAGAGAGAAAAGAAACUCCUCGAGUGUAUAGAAAAUUAAUUUGUUAAAACUGAACCACGCCUGAAGUUGUAACUGGCAAACUCUGGCAAGCGUCGGUUGAGGUUAGGUCGUCUCUAAAUGAUCAUCGCGCGAUCCGAAGUGCGUCGUGUCCCGUCCGUGCGUAGCGAGUGACGAUUUUAUUUGUAUACACGGUGCGUGCGUGUUCCGGAGGAGUGCCAGCUCGAAGAAAAGGAAUAAUGUCAAGCAGUGUUUGCCACGCGCCCCUGCCAGCACGAAUGGAAGCAUUCACCACGAGACUUUGUCUACGUGCUGCUGACCAAUAUGAGCGGCUACUGCAAGCUCACUUCAACAAGAUGUUUUUGGUUACAGCCUUCGAGCAAGGAACAAACCCGGUUGAAUCAUAAUUCGAGCCACAAGGAGCACCGAAGGCAGAAGGAUGCUUCGUCGAGCAGCACCUAUAGUGCCUUCCGGCAAUGGCGUAGGGGCACGUCUAUGGGCUCAAAUCGGUCGAACAGUGUCGGAUCGAGCUCGACCGGGGCCCUCACCAAAUUGCCUAAUGAUUCAGCGACCAUGCAAAAAAUGGAACAAUUCCCACUGGUUCUUUCCGACACCACUAUGCCCGAAGAGGAUCUUUCGCUGAAAUAUCUAGCACUGAACGCUUUGGAUUUGACAGCCCCAGCCAGCGACGUUUUAUUGAAGAAUAGAUUAAAAUCUUGGUUCCAAUUGUCCGGGCAUCCGGAUGGUUUUGCUCCUGCUGGGCCUGGAACAGUUUGGAAGAGAAAAACUGGUGGUGCGGAGAAUACGGAGAGAAUCGUUUACGAAGCCCUGAGCAAAGACAACGAACUGCGGGAUUGCAUCCCGAGAUAUUAUCGCGAGGUGGAGUACAAAGGCGACACGUUCAUCGAACUGCAGGAUUUACUGUUCGGUUUUAACGAUCCGCACGUCAUGGACAUCAAAAUGGGCACGAGAACGUUCCUCGAGUCGGAGGUGUCGAAGACAACCGCUCGGUCAGAUCUGUAUCAAAAGAUGAUCGCUGUUGACCCGGACGCUCCGACCGAGCAGGAGCACGAGCAACGUGCCGUGACUAAAUUGCGUUACAUGCAGUUCCGUGAGCAACAGAGCUCCACCUGUAGUCACGGAUUUCGAAUCGAGGCUAUGAAGUUACCGGGCGGCCCGCCGAUCACCGAUCUGAAGAAAGUGAAGUCGCAUCAGGAAGUGCUCGACACCAUGAAACUGUUCCUGGGAACGCGCGAGACCACUCGCGAGAAGCUGCUUGCACGCCUGAAAAAUCUUCGCUCGAAGAUCGAGAUGUCCGAGUACUUUCAAACUCACGAAAUAAUUGGCAGUAGUAUUUUCAUGAUCUACGACAAUGAUAAAGUUGGCGUUUGGUUAAUCGACUUCGCCAAAACACGGGGGUUGCCAAACGGGCACCGAGUAACACACAGGAAACCAUGGGAGCAAGGCAACCGCGAGGAAGGUUUUCUGUUUGGUCUCGAUAAUCUUAUUUCUACGAUAGAAGAAGUAAAUCUAUCAAAUUCGUAGUUUCCGUAUAACAGUCAUUUCAUUUAUGAAAUCAACUUACACAAAUAUUGGUCUCGUCCUAACAAUAUUUGUAUGAAUCGAUAAACUACACAAAGAAUGUUCGAUUUUAUCAUUAGGAAAAUUUUGUCACGUUGCAGAUGUUUUUUUUUUUUUAAUACGAUUUACAUACUCGGAAAUUUCAAUAUCGAUACUAUUGUAUAUAGUUAAUUAUCAUUGGGUCUUGUCAAGAACUAGAACAGACGAGACUGCCUGUAAAAUACAAAUUGUUUGAAUACUUUGAAACAAACGAUGAUACAAGGUGUAAGAUGUUUGAAGCGGAAGACUGCUUGUUAUUGCAUUUUUUCUAUGAAAUAUUUUUAGUUAAGAGGAGAAAUUUUAUAAGCGACAUUUUACAACAUAUUUAGUGAGCGUACAAAAUUUACAUUGAUGUACAAAUAUAGUGUUAAUUAAGUGUAAUCGUUUAAUAAUUAUUUAUAAAGGAAAACUUAGACUAGUUAGAUUUAUGUUUUGAAUAAAAUACUCGCUAUGACGAACAAUUUUGAAUAAAAACAUCUUAUAUUGAAUUGUUUUGUCGUCUAACUGCCAAGGAACAUUUAUAAUAAAGCAUUCGUCUAAAAUGUAUAAAUUACACAAAAUAUAUUUUUAUUGUAUGUAUCAAUGUAAUUCCCGCUAACAUUCGUUUUUCUGCUGAUUAAUACUGAUUGUUACAUAUUAGGUGAUAAAUAAUAAUAUAAAACAAUAUUUAACGAUAUAUACAAACAUUUCGAAAAAUAAAAGAUCUUAAUCAAAUUUGUAUAACUCAAUUUCUACUGAUAUUAUGUUUUACAUCUAUACGAUUUUAGUAGAAAAUAAAGCAUAAAUAAAUAUA